GCGGGAAGCUGGUCUUCAUGAAGACGCAGAGUGUUUGUGACACAUGCACGGUUCGUCUGCAGGGAGCGACCACGGCCAGCAAGCAGCAGGAGGAGGAGGAGGAGGGGGAGGAAGAGGACGAGGAGGCCCGGCCCGCCGCCUUCAUCUGGAUGCCAUCAAGGAGCGAGAAGAAGAGCCACUGAAGGAAUUUCAGGAUGAUUUCCCAGUGAUGCAUCCUGAAUCCUGAAAGGAUGACCACAGAUGAUGCUUCUGGAUUUCUACAUUGGUAUAGGAACACAUAUACAAGAUUGGAAAUAUGCAAAGACGAUUCCGUGUUGGAUUAGAGGACUUGGGAAUAUGUUUUUACCGAGAAUCUCCCAGCACUGUUGUCAUGGGCCCUGACAGAGAUGUGCUGUUGGCUCACCUGGCCCAAGCAGGAACACAUGCACUUGGAUCUUUUCCCCGGGAUCUGUUUGUUUGUUUCAAAAUGGAGUGAGUUCUUUGUCUCUCUCGUCUGUGGCUUGCCUGGAAAAUAAGCAAUCAAAACAACACCAAAAAAGACGGCCCAGAGGGGCACCUACUGUAAAUGAAUUGUGGGUGGGGUCUACUUUGAACACUGAGGUGUUGGUUGAGUCAGCCUCAAUGCACGCCGGGAGUGACUCGGUCUGACCCCAUCAGACCCCCACACCUUGAUCCCUCCUUCCCAGGUUUGACCUUGCAGUGACUUUUGACCUCUCCGGUCCUGGCUCUCCACCUGCUCUGCUGCCUGGGUUCUGGAACGCUCCGCCCUGGGGCCCAGAACGAGCCAAUCAGGAUGAAGAAGAGUCGUAGCGUGCUGUCGGUGACAGGAGAAGAGGGCGAUGACACAGACAUAACGGUUGCAGGGGAGAAGGCAGAGUCGCCACGCUACAGCCGAUCCUACACGUCUGGGGCCACGUUGGGGGCGGAGCUACGCAGGGGGAGGAGCAGGAGACUGUCAUCCAGUCUACAGGUUCCCUGCUGGCUCCGCCCUCGCGACCGCACUCGUUCACCAGAGGUCAUUGGCAAUGUGUCGCGUCCCACUACGCUCCCCCUCCGCAUCCCGCCGCGCAUCUCCAUCACGCAAGCCGACGCCGACAGCUAUGAAGGAGAAAAUGGCGUAUCCCCCGCUCACACGCCACUGGGCUUGCAGAGUCCGGGCCUCACCCUGCAUACGUCCUUCCCUCAAAGCCAGAGGAGGGAGUCCUUCCUCUACCGGUCGGACUCAGACUACGAUAUGUCGCCCAAGACGGUUUCGCGGAACUCAUCUCUGGCCAGCGAAGGGCACACAGCAGAGGACUUCAUCGUUACUCCUUUUGCUCAGGUUCUGGCCAGUCUGCGAUCAGUGCGAAGCAACUUCACCAUCCUCGCCAAUGUCUCCACUCCCACAGUCAAGAGGUCACCACUGAGUGGCAUGUGUGUCAGUCCCAGGGCCACGCUCUCGGACCAGCAGUACCAGCAGCUCGCCUUGGACACGUUGGAAGAACUGGACUGGUGUUUGGACCAGCUGGAAACGAUCCAGACGCACCGCUCGGUCAGCGAGAUGGCAUCCAACAAGUUCAAGAGGAUAUUGAACAGAGAGCUUUCCCACCUGUCUGAGAUGAGUCGUUCAGGCAAUCAGGUGUCAGAGUACAUCUCCAGCACCUUCCUGGACAAGCAAAACGAAGUGGAGAUCCCAUCUCCGACACUGAAAGACAAACCAAUGAGUCAUAUCAGUGGUGUGAGGAAGCUGUCCCACAGCUCCAGCCUGUCCAGCGCCUCCAUGCCUCGCUUCGGAGUUAACACAGAUCACGAGGAUGAGCUUGCCAAGGAGUUGGAAGAUUUGGACAAGUGGAGCUUCAACAUAUUCCAAGUUGCCGAAUUGUCCAACAACAGACCUCUUAGCUGCAUCAUGUAUGCCAUCUUCCAGGAGCGAGAACUGUUGAAGACCUUCCGCAUCCCUGUAGACACCUUUGUCACUUACGUGAUGACCCUGGAAGACCAUUACCAUGGCAACGUGGCGUACCACAACAGCCUUCAUGCUGCAGAUGUCACGCAGUCUACACAUGUACUGCUCUCCACGCCUGCUCUUGAUGCUGUUUUCACCGACCUCGAGAUCUUCGCCGCCCUUUUCGCUGCAGCCAUCCACGAUGUCGACCAUCCUGGAGUUUCCAAUCAGUUUCUCAUCAACACCAACUCCGAGCUGGCCCUUAUGUACAAUGACGAGUCUGUUCUGGAGAACCACCACCUGGCUGUGGGCUUCAAGCUCCUCCAUCAGGACAACUGUGACAUCUUCCAGAACCUCACCAAGCGGCAGCGGCAGAGUCUUCGCAAACUCGUCAUCGAUAUUGUUUUGGCAACAGACAUGUCCAAACAUAUGACCCUGUUGGCUGAUCUGAAGACCAUGGUCGAGACUAAAAAGGUCACCAGCUCUGGUGUGUUGCUGCUGGAUCAUUACAAUGAGCGGAUUCAGGUCCUAAGGAACAUGGUGCACUGCGCCGACCUGAGCAAUCCUACCAAGACCUUACCGCUAUAUCGACAGUGGACAGAGAGGAUCAUGGAGGAGUUUUUUCGCCAGGGUGACAAGGAGAGGGAGCGUGGCAUGGAGAUCAGUGCCAUGUGCGACAAACACACUGCCUCUGUGGAGAAGAGCCAGGUGGGUUUCAUUGACUAUAUUGUCCACCCGUUGUGGGAGACAUGGGCCGAUCUGGUGCACCCGGACGCCCAGGAGCUUCUGGACACAUUGGAGGAGAACCGGGAGUGGUACCUCAACACCAUGCCUCAGUCUCCAUCCCCACCACCGGACAGGCACCACCUGCAGCACGACCGCUUCCAGUUUGAGCUCACACUGGAAGACCUGGAGCACAACAAUCACAACAAUGGGCACACCAGGAGCAGCACUGGAUGUGGGCGGGCCUCCCGCGGCCAGAGAACCCCCUGCCAUGGUGGCCAAGCUGACAGGGAGGAUGAGAAGAACCACAACAGCAAGCAGAAUGGAGUUUGUGAUGAUGGAGAGGAGGAGGAGGAGGAAGGGGAGGGGGAUGAAAAAACUGCAGAGCAGCAGCUAGAAGAUGCAGUAAGUGAAGACAAUGCUGGAGGGGAAAAGGAACAGGGGGAUGAGGGUGAAGGGGAAACUGAAGAUGGAGUGCCAGAGGACAAGAAGGAAAGAGGUGAAAACCUGCACGGAGAGAUGAAUGAGAAUGCCGGAACAGGGAUUGUGGAGGAAGAAGAUGAGACACAAGAGAAAUUGGAAGAGCGGAAAGAAGGGAAUGAGGAUGAAACAGAGGGGAAAGUGGAGGAAGAAGACGAGACACAAGGGAAUUUGGAAGAGCGGGAUGAAGGGAAUGAGGAUGAAACAGAAGGGAAUGUGGAGGAAGAAGACGAGACACAAGAGAAUUUGGAAGAGCGGGAAGAUGGGAAUGAGGAUGAAACAGAAAGGAAUGUGGAGGAAGAAGACGAGACACAAGGGAAUUUGGAAGAGCAGGAUGAAGGGAAUGAGGAUGAAACAGAAGGGAAUAUGGAGGAAGAAGAGACACAAGAGAAUUUGGAAGAACAGGAAGAAGGGAAUGAGGGUGAAACAGAAGGGAAUGUGGAGGAAGAAGAGACACAAGAUAAUUUGGAAGAGCAGGAAGAUAGGAAUGAGGGUGAAACAGAAGAUAAUGUGGAAGAAGAAAAUACAGAAGGGAAUUUGGAGGAGCAGGAAGAGAGGAAUGAGGAUGAAACAGAAGGGAAUGUAAAUGAUGAGGAACAGGAAGAGGGGCAUGUGGAAGAACCAGAAGAAGAGAAUGGGAAGGAGGAGGCAGAGGGGAAUGUGGAGGAGGAAGAUGGCAAUGUAGGUGAGGAGAUGGUAAGUGUAGACGAGGUUGAAGAGGAAGAAGAGGAAGCAGAGACUAAGGAGCAAGUGGAGGAGGUGGACGCAGAAGAUGAGGCGAAAGAAGGGCUGGAAGAAGAAGAAGAAAAGGAUGGAGAUGCAAAGGAGGAAGAAGAGAGUUAGUGACAUCCAAACCUAACAGGGUCAAACAAGAAGAUACAGAUGUUACGGUGCACGAGCAAGGGUCAGCCUAUCAACCUUAUGCUCCACCCACCUGACCAUGUGACAAUGCACAGUGAAAGGUCAGAGUUUGUGAGAUUUGCACUCACCUCAGACUCCAGUGGAGCAGAUGCUUGGUCAGGACCUCAGCAAGCAGAGGCACGAAAAGGGUUGAACCUAUUUUAUUGACCUUUUCAAAGGGUCACAAAGUAACACAUUCAUGCAAAUAAGUUUGUGCCUGUUCUCCCGAGCUCACUAACUAUACUUCCCAUUGUCUUCUGUGUCGUUCUAUGAGGAAGAUGCCACAUGGGACAUCCAGACCACACAAAACUUGUUCUGUUUGUCCUAAAACAAAAAGCAAAAAAAUGUGAAAUCUGUCGUCUUAUUUUUACACUUGUAAAGUGGAGCAGUACUGUCAAGAAGAACAUGUGUAAACAAAUAAUAAUUUGCAGGCAAGUGAACACCCUGUACCCACAGGUCGGGCGGCAGGGCAAAUUGUGCCAAAGUGAGCCACUAGCAGCAACAAGACAAGCAAUGCAUUGUGGGUCCAGGCUCAAGGUGUGACGGUCUUCCACAAAUCCAAGUUUUGUAAAAAAAAAAAAAAAAAAAAUUAUAAUAAUAAAAAAAGAUGGUUUUGGCACUUUAUCACCCACUGUUACAUAUAUGUACAUAGCAAACAUGUAUUUUAAUCUCAAGAUGUCAAAAUAAAUAUGAUCAAUCCAGAUGACUUUUUCUAUUUUUCUGCGUCUCAAAAAGUGAAUUGUAACUUGAAGGUUAAAUGAAUAAUUGGCUGCUUUUGCUCCAGGGCUUUCCCUUCAGUUGUCGAGUGUAAUUCACUUAACACCCAGUGAGGUUUAAGUCCAUAGAACAAAAUACAACUGUGUGGCAGUGGUUGAAAUAACAUAAUUAAAUAUGUUAUUUAAAAUGAAAUAACAUUUUAAACCUGGUUGACAUAUCAACAAUCUUUGAUUACGGGGAGUUGUCUUGAGUGUUUAUGUUUUCCUCAUUCUAUGUGAUAGUGAUUAAACAUAAACUGAGAAUGUUGGGACCACUAAAAAUAAUCCAUUACUUUCUACUAAACAAUUAGUUUGUAGUGCUAUAAAUAGUUAUUAGUUUAACGCAUGAACAGAUUAAACCAUUUUAAAUUGGUAACACUCCUUUGGUUUUGAUUUAUUCAGAUCGAUGGCAGCAGACAAGCCUUGAGAUAUACAGUAUCAUUGGGCAAGUUUACAUAAUAUCCAAACCAUAUAUAAUUCCCUAAAAAUGUCUUAAUAGACCUCCUCCUUAUGGCAUGUUGUGAAUAUGAAAUGUAACAAAUGCA
Molecule: messenger RNA, 5327 nt
Organism: Doryrhamphus excisus (bluestripe pipefish)
Lineage: Eukaryota; Metazoa; Chordata; Actinopteri; Syngnathiformes; Syngnathidae
Product: 3',5'-cyclic-AMP phosphodiesterase 4C-like
Biological process (GO): signal transduction
Molecular function (GO): 3',5'-cyclic-nucleotide phosphodiesterase activity
Source: RefSeq, a predicted model, not a curated record